Molecule: messenger RNA, 417 nt
Organism: Closterium sp. Naga37s-1
Lineage: Eukaryota; Viridiplantae; Streptophyta; Zygnematophyceae; Desmidiales; Closteriaceae
Source: the annotation of a GenBank genome assembly
AUGCUUGUUGUGUUCACUGGCCGCAGCCCUCACUCUGAUGAUGGUGAAAUGAGCUGCCACAUUCUGCAAUGGGUGGAGGAGUGCAUUUCCUCCAUAACAACGGGCCCCUUGAAGGACCCGAGUAUGGACGCCCCAGACGAUGCUGUGCUGCGCCUGGCCCAGCUGGCCCUCUCCUGCACCGUCGAGUGCACUGCAAGCCGGCCCAGCAUGUCAGACAUUGCCAACGAGCUGCAGGGUAUCAGGCAUGAGGUGGUGGGGAAGGAGGUGCUGAGUGCAGCGGUGAAGGUGGAUGAGGAAGCAGAAGAGAUGGGAAUUGGGAUGUCGUUUCGGGGUAACUUGAAUACCGACCUGGAAGCGAUUGAGAGGAUGGAUGAAGAAGAGUCCAAUGGGGAGCAAUCAGCCAAGUCUAUUCAGUGA